AUGGAGUGCAUCGUGGGCAGUGCGCAAGAGGACCCAUCUGCAACCUCUGGCUCCGCCGUGUUCGUUGCCGAAGUCCUCGCCAUGGUAGAGUUGGAACCUGUUGUUUGGAACUUUACGCUUAAUGGGUCGCACACGAAUGAAUCUGGAUCAGGAUAUCCAAGGGAUGAAUUUAAUAAUAUUGUUCAUCUCACGGAAACCAAAAUCCUUCCGGCGUUUGUUGGAUUUUUGUGCUCCACAGGGCUUGUUGGAAAUGUUCUUGUCUUGGUCACUAUAUUAAGGUCAGCCAAAAAGACAGUACCAGACGUGUAUGUGGGUAACUUGGCGGUGGCUGACUUGGUUCACGUGACCGUCAUGCCAUUCUUGAUUCACCAGUGGGCACGUGGAGGGCACUGGGUCUUUGGCAGUACCCUCUGCACAAUCAUCACCUCUCUGGAUAACUGUAACCAAGUGGCAUGUGCUGCGGUCAUGACUGCUAUGAGUCUAGACAGAUACCUGGCCCUUGUUCAUCCAUUCCGCCUGUUGAGCCUCAGAACCAGAUCCAGGACGAUCCGCAUUAACCUCUUUGUGUGGGCAGCCUCUCUCGUCAUGGUUUUGCCCGCCUGGAUUCACUCCAAAGUGAUUCGCUUUAGGGACGGUCUGGAAAGCUGUUCACUCAACCUGGUCUCUCCUAAAGAGGUGCUCUGGUACACGGUCUACCAAACGAUUACCUCAUUCUUCUUGCCAUUACCACUUAUUGUCAUCUGCUAUAUACUGAUUCUCUGCUACACCUGGAGAAUGUAUGGCAAGAACAAAAAAGCUCACAGAUAUUGCACAAACCUGCCUCGAGAACGUAUCGUCCGCCUCACUAAAAUGGUUUUGGUUCUGGUGGCUGUGUUCCUGGUUAGUGUCGGGCCCUAUCACGUGCUUCAGCUUGUAAACCUGAGCGUACCUCGUCCCUCAUUAGCAUAUCACACCUGCUACUACCUGUCGGUGUGUCUGAGCUACGCAGCCAGCAGCAUAAACCCUUUCAUCUAUAUUCUGUUCAGCGGACAUUUCCGACACAGGCUGGUUUGUCGGGACACACCCAGCAUGCCGAGUGUGGAACGAGAGAUCCAGCCCCGCUCCAGUUUUUAAUCCUAAUCUCCA
Triplophysa dalaica is the source of this 1125-nucleotide messenger RNA. It is a transcript of the gene mchr2a, whose product is annotated as melanin concentrating hormone receptor 2a. Gene Ontology annotation, cellular component: membrane; neuron projection. Gene Ontology annotation, biological process: neuropeptide signaling pathway. Lineage: Eukaryota; Metazoa; Chordata; Actinopteri; Cypriniformes; Nemacheilidae. The transcript is spliced from 6 exons. Gene Ontology annotation, molecular function: neuropeptide binding; G protein-coupled receptor activity. The record is from RefSeq and is a predicted model, not a curated record. The coding region runs from base 1 to 1113 and encodes 370 amino acids.